AUUUUAGCUAUAGCACAUUAGUAGCCACAACUUUGUAAACUUAAUGCUCUCCAAAUUUCCACUAUCCAAGAGAUUGUUUCCAGCUUCCUGAUCGUGUCAUCACCACGGUUGGCCCAUGACGUCCCUCACCCUGUCAAUCACCCGGGCUAAGCCAAUGGCAUCCAUCACACUCCUGUGGCUCAUCCUUCACACCCUGUCAAUCACCCAGGCUAAGCCCCUGCUCUCAUCGCCAACGCAGGACAUGGCCACACUCAUCAACAAGGCCAAUAGCACCUGGAGGGCGAGUGGAGAUGUCAGGAUGAUUGAGUCUCUUGCUAGUCUGUGUGGCACCAUCCUCAACGGACCCAAACUGCCAUACAGUAAGGAGCCAGUGGUGAAGGUUCCAGACUCCUUUGAUGCCCGUGUGCAGUGGCCUGACUGCCCCACUAUACAGCAGAUACGAGACCAGGGCAACUGCGGAUCAUGCUGGGCGUUCGGUGCGGUGGAGGCCAUCUCAGACAGAGUGUGCAUCCAUAGCAACGGCAAGGUGUCCGUGGAGAUCUCAGCAGAGGACCUGCUGUCCUGCUGUGACGGCUGCGGAUUCGGGUGUUCUGGUGGGUUUCCCCCCACCGCGUGGCAGUAUUGGACCAAAGAAGGUCUAGUCACUGGAGGACUCUACGGUACCACAGAUGGUUGUCUGCCCUACUCCAUCCCCCCGUGUGAGCACCAUGUGAACGGCACUCGCCCCCCCUGCUCAGGGGAACAGGACACGCCCAAAUGCACCCAGCAAUGCAUACCCCAAUACAGUGGCUCCUAUCCCAAAGACAAGCACUACGGUAAGGAGUCCUACAACGUUAAGUCGAACCAGCAGCAGAUUAUGAGUGAGAUCUACAAGAACGGCCCAGUGGAAGCUGCAUUCUCCGUCUAUGAAGACUUCCUACUGUACAAGACAGGUGUGUAUCAGCACGUGACCGGUAAGAUGCUGGGGGGUCAUGCCGUUAAGCUGCUGGGCUGGGGAGUGGAGGACAGCACCCCCUACUGGCUAGUGGCCAACUCAUGGAACUCAGACUGGGGAGACAAGGGCUACUUUAAGAUCCUGAGGGGGUCAGACCACUGUGGCAUCGAGUCUGAGAUUGUGGCGGGAAUUCCCAGAAUGUAAAGAACCUCAAACCCUCCCCCUGCCCCUAUCCCUACUCUGCCUGAUUCCUCCCCUCAUCUUCGGGGUAGCCCCUAUCGGAUAGGGCCGAUCCCAAGUCUGCCACUUCAAACUGCCUCCUCUGCUUCGCAUCCCAAUUCUGUGUACACCCCCCCCCUCCC
This is a messenger RNA of Engraulis encrasicolus (European anchovy), 1296 nucleotides long. Its product is annotated as cathepsin B-like. Bases 116 to 1138 code for a protein of 340 amino acids. Gene Ontology annotation, molecular function: cysteine-type endopeptidase activity. The transcript is spliced from 9 exons. The record is from RefSeq and is a predicted model, not a curated record. Gene Ontology annotation, cellular component: lysosome. Lineage: Eukaryota; Metazoa; Chordata; Actinopteri; Clupeiformes; Engraulidae.